ACACAUGUUAAUCCACAUUUUGAAUGUAGACACAAUACUGCGUCAGAAUCAGAAAUACAAGCUCACUAUAAAUACCUGAACACACCACUUCAAUUUUACUGAUACACACCUCAUUCUGGAAUCUUCCCAUCAGAAUCAGUGUUUCACCGCCAAGUAUUUUCUUUCUCUCAAUGGCAACUGCUGCUCUGAAAGAGAUUCUUCCACCGUCUUUGACUUCAGUAUCCGAUCAACCUCCUCUUUUUGAUGGAACCACCAGGUUGUACACCAGUUAUACUUGUCCCUUUGCACAACGUGUAUGGAUCACUAGAAACUACAAGGGACUACAAGAGAAGAUCAAAUUGGUUGCUAUUGACCUUGGGGACAGGCCUGCUUGGUACAAGGAGAAAGUUUACCCUGAAAAUAAGGUGCCAUCAUUGGAGCACAACGGUAAGGUCAUUGGAGAAAGCCUUGAUUUGAUCAAAUACGUAGAUGCAAACUUCGAAGGCCCCUCUCUGGUUCCCAGUGAUCCUGCAAAGAAGGAGUUUGGUGAGAAGCUGGUGUCUGAAGUUGAUUCAGUCACCAGAGAGUUGUUCUCUGCCUUGAAAGGGGAUGCUAUACAACAAACAAGUUUUGUUUUUGAUUCCUUGGAGAAUGCUCUUGGUAAAUUUGAUGACGGUCCAUUCUUUCUUGGUCAAUUCAGUUGGGUGGAUAUUGCUUAUAUCCCAUUUAUUGAAAGAUUCCAAGUUGUCCUUGCUGAGGUGUUCAAGCAUGACAUCACUGAAGGAAGGCCUAAACUUAGAGCUUGGAUUGAGGAGGUAAACAAGAUUGAUGCUUAUGCACAAACAAGGACUGAUCCAAAGGAAAUAGUUGAGCUUUUCAAGAAACGUUUCUUGGUAGUCCAAAAUCCUCAGCAGUGAACAUUGGAUUUCAGCGAGGCAUCCAUUCAAUAAGUGUCAUUUGUGUUUAAGGGAUGCAUAUUCAGCAAAAUAUUGGUGUAACUUGUUUGUUAAUAAAUCACAAUGAUGUUUAUGUCAGCUGGGCUUGUGAUGAUACAAUAUUAAUGUAUGUUAAAAUUUGAUGUUAGUCUGUGGCUUGUGACCUAUCA
Messenger RNA from Arachis ipaensis, 1084 nucleotides. RefSeq names its product glutathione S-transferase L3. Gene Ontology annotation, biological process: protein glutathionylation. Gene Ontology annotation, molecular function: glutathione transferase activity. The record is from RefSeq and is a predicted model, not a curated record. Lineage: Eukaryota; Viridiplantae; Streptophyta; Magnoliopsida; Fabales; Fabaceae.